UUUACUUACCCGAUUACCAUACCACCUUCAUGAAACCACUGCUGCAGAUCACAGCAGAAUCAAAUUUCAUUUUCUUAUAGAAUUAAGGUACGCCCUCCUCAUGGAUAUAGCCUCUACGUUAUCGUAAAGAAAAUAUUCUGAUAUUUGGUGAUGAAACUAAAUAGUUUUUCAAAUUUAUAGUUUAGUUACGCUUAAAUUUAAUCUUUAAUAUAGGUUUAUAAGGGAGCGCAUCAAAUAAAGUCAGAGGAUUUCUGGAGAUCUUAACCGCUUAAAAAAUGUAAUGGCAUACUAAAUAUAUUAAUUGUGUGUGGUGGGCAACGACUUGAUAGUUAAUAUUGUCCUUGCUGACUAAAUUUUGGGUUUUUGUUAAAUUUAGUUCAGUGACAAUUAUGAAAAUAGGCUGAAAGGAAAGGGUACUGAGUAUACUCCUGAAUCGCCUAAUGUACUUUUUACGGGCAUUACGCAUGUUAUGCGCUUUUACACAUUAAGUGCAGGACAUUUUGUUGCACUUUGCAUAUGCACCACUAAUACUGUUUUUAGGUGACACAUGUUCAGCGCAUUUUUUGUUCGGUAAUGCGCCUUAAUUGCAAAAUGUACUACUUUAUGUGCGAUAAUAGCACUUUCUUCUCUGCUCGGGCCAGCAAUAUUUAACAUUCAAAAACAUUUUAAGGAAUUCUCCAGACUACAGCUGUCACAGCUGCAAUGCCCACCGGGCGCAGUCGACAGAGAAGACAGAGUCGAGACCGCCGGGCCGAGCCGAACUCCCGACCCCCGCUUCGGUCACUUCGGGUGGCUCCUAUACAGCUCCCGUGUGCUCCUCCGUGAAAUUCUAGCGGGCUCUCCGAGUUGCACUGUGUUAUUGUGUUUACCCGGUGGGAGCUGCGUCUUGUUUUUCUGUCAAUCGAGUCUUAUACAUUUUCAAUGAACAUUGCUUGUGAAGAUAAAGUCAAAAAUGUUUGAAGAUGACGAUGACUUUGAAAUUGAUGAGGAAUUUUUGGAUGGUGUCUUUGAUGCAGAAAAAACAGCUACCAAAAGUGAUGACACCUUUAACUCCACACUCAGCAGUCCAGAGAAUGGCCCGGUUUGUGAUUUGUCAUCACCUUCGCGAAAAAGAAAAACCUUGUCACCACGCUCAACACCUCCAGAGCAACAGAUAAUGUCUCCUGCGCCUGUAUUGCGAACAAGUGCAGAAAGUGCUCGACUCAUUGCCCAAGCUCAACAGAGACAAGGACCGUCUGGAAGUAAGUCAUCUGAAAUACUUCAGCGAGAAGGCUCUCACCAGGCAAACCAUAGAAAUGACACAUAUUCAGAGAUCAGUAGUCAUGCAAAUCAACCGAGUAAUGGUACUUUUAAGUUACCACCUCAACCGUUUCAAAGGAAAAGCCCUUCAGAAAAUUUUGAACCGAGAAGCACUGAAAUCUCUUUUAAUUUGAACACAUCAAGAGUGAGACAGAGGAAAUUUCCUGGCCCAGCUGGAUUAUUACCCGAAAGAGGACGAACUCAUGGACAGGGUCAGCGACCUAACUUUUCUUCACUUCUUGAUGUAUCUGGGAGUGAUUUGGAUGACUCUGAGGAGCCCCUAUCUUUAUGUUCACAAUCAACAGCUUCAGUCCUUGAAGAUGGACCAUGGUCAGCUCUUCAGGCUGACUUUUCUUCCGAUGGCCAAUGUUUAUUAAGACGUUAUACAGUUGCUUGGGUAAAACAGAGAGCAGCAGCAAAACAACUUGUUGGACAGAAAGUACCAUUCCUUGCGGCUGUUCUACAUAACAUUGAUUGCUCGUCGCCUGACCCUUGUGUUGUUCUUAGAGAUUCAACUGGAGAAAUACCAGGUACUCUUCACCGAUCUGUUUGGGAUAGUUUUGGGGGUCAGCUUAUAGCCGGCUCAGCACUAGUAUUACGUUUUGUUGGUGUGCUGAGCACAGGCAUCUCAGCCCGGCGUCAUUAUCUCAACAUCACAUCAAAUAAUAUUGUAACCAUUUAUAGCUCUCCUCUUUGUGAACCAUCCUUAUCAGAUACAACAAGAGUUCGAAAAACAGAUGUUCAUAAAUGGACCCUUCAUCAAUUGAUGCAAGCUACUAAUAGUUGGGAAGAACAAUGUAAAAGAAGAAAGAAUCCUGCCGCUCAAACUUCAUCUGCAUCGAGAAAUAUGAACCCUAACUCCUCAGGCAACAGUAGCCCUCAGCAAUUCUCUUUUAGACCUCCUGGACCAAUUUCUAAUAGGAGCAGCAGUGUAACUACUAACGCUGCAAUUCCCUCUGCAACAUCAUUCUCAAAACCUUCAGUUGUAGUAUCAGGUAACAGGGGGCCUCCUACUAUGACCCACCCCAAGGUAGUUAGUAUUCCAAACAAUUCAUCUGUGAGACCUCAGAUAUUAAAUUCGAAUAUGGGUGCACCACAGAGACCAUCUACAUCAUCUAUGCCUCAGACAACUGUUCAAAGUACUGGCCCAUUAAGACAGCAAAAUCCAACUGCUGGUAACACUGCCACCAAUAUGCAGGGAAGGUUUGUCCCCAAAAGACCCUCAUUAUCUUCUCCGCAAGCUAGUUUAAAUUCAUCUGUUGAUUUACAGAGUAGUCGAGAUUUAUUUUCAGACGCUGAUGAUAUUGAUAUAAGUAGUGUGUUGGAUGGCAUUGACUCUGAAUCUCUCUUUGGAGACUUUUAGUUUGUAUGAACUUAUGUUUUAUUAUUCUGAGGGAAAUCUGUUUGCUUCAGAUGCAUCAGCAGUGAUAUGAGUAAGCAUCUCUCUUGUUUGUGAUUUUGUUACCUGGCUGGUUAUGGAAUAUAGUUUUUUUUUUUUUACUCAAAACAAUCAUUUUGGUGGGUGCACAUUAAAAACCCAAGUCCUGUAAACUGAUGUUUUCUAUUUGGUAGAUUUUAUUUAUUAUUUCUGUCUUUGGAAAAAAAUUGAUGUUCCACAUUGUUUAAAGAAUGGAAGUCCUUCUCAAUUAAAUAAUACCAAUGUUAGUA
Molecule: messenger RNA, 2967 nt
Organism: Frankliniella occidentalis (western flower thrips)
Lineage: Eukaryota; Metazoa; Arthropoda; Insecta; Thysanoptera; Thripidae
Exons: 7
Coding region: 953-2662 (569 amino acids)
Biological process (GO): recombinational repair
Source: RefSeq, a predicted model, not a curated record